Messenger RNA from Anopheles funestus (African malaria mosquito), 1516 nucleotides. RefSeq names its product short-chain specific acyl-CoA dehydrogenase, mitochondrial (gene Arc42). Gene Ontology annotation, molecular function: flavin adenine dinucleotide binding. The record is from RefSeq and is a predicted model, not a curated record. Gene Ontology annotation, biological process: butyrate catabolic process; fatty acid beta-oxidation using acyl-CoA dehydrogenase. The coding region runs from base 149 to 1372 and encodes 407 amino acids. Gene Ontology annotation, cellular component: mitochondrion. Lineage: Eukaryota; Metazoa; Arthropoda; Insecta; Diptera; Culicidae. The transcript is spliced from 2 exons.
UGCAGCAGUGAGAAGAUAAUCAAAACAAGCGCGGUUUGAUCAAAGUCCUUCUGUUUCUACUUUGAGUUAAUUUGCAUUUCAACCACGAAUAAAUUUCAUUCAUUAAGCAAAAAGUACAACCCAAAGCUACCUCAGCACUACCUUCAAAAUGUUCGCUUUACGUAUCGCUUCUAAAAUAGGACACCGUGUUACCGGUAACGUUGGUUCACGUUCGAUAGCCAGCUUAUCUGCACUUUCGGAUACGCAUCAGAUGCUACAGAAAACGUGCCGUGAUUUUGCGGACAAUGAGUUGGUACCGAAUGCGGCUCGGUUCGACCGGGAGCAUCUUUAUCCGGCAGAACAAAUACGCAAGAUGGGAGAACUGGGGCUGAUGGCGGUAUCGGUGAAAGAAGAUUACGGAGGUACUGGAUUGGAUUAUCUUGCAUACGCUAUCGCAAUGGAAGAAAUAUCACGCGGCUGUGCAACGGCAGGUGUUAUCAUGUCGGUGAACAAUUCACUGUAUUUGGGACCACUAACGCAUUUUGGAAACGAGGACCAAAAGCAAAAAUACGUCGUCGGUUACACCGAUGGCACGCGAGUGGGUUGCUUUGCAUUAUCCGAACCGGGCAAUGGAUCAGAUGCGGGUGCCGCAUCAACCAUGGCCACAUUGAAAGGCGACCACUGGGUACUAAACGGAACCAAAUGCUGGAUUACGAAUGGGUACGAAGCUGGCGCGGCCGUCGUAUUUGCCACCACGGACAAAUCACUGAAACACAAGGGCAUUUCAGCGUUCAUAGUGCCAAAGGAUACGCCCGGGUUUUCUCUGGGCAAGAAAGAGGACAAGCUGGGCAUACGCGGGUCGUCAACAUGUUCGUUAAUCUUUGAAGACUGUGCCAUUCCGAAGGAAAAUUUACUCGGUGAACCGGGAUUCGGGUUUAAAAUCGCGAUGCAAACGCUAGAUGCUGGCCGGAUAGGUAUUGCGAGCCAAGCGUUAGGUAUUGCCCAAGCAUCACUCGAGUGUGCCGUCGAUUAUGCCAAUAAGCGCAUCGCAUUUGGCAAACCGAUCUCGAAGCUGCAGGCCAUCCAGACGAAAAUAGCCGACAUGUCCACACGACUCGAGUCAGCACGUUUACUGACGUGGAGGGCCGCAUGGUUGAAGGAUAAUAAAAAACCGUUUACAAAGGAAGCGGCACAGGCCAAGUUGGCAGCGUCGGAGGCGGCUACGUUCUGUGCACAUCAGGCGAUUCAGGUGCUCGGCGGCAUGGGAUAUGUAUCGGACAUGCCAGCCGAGAGGCACUAUCGGGAUGCAAGAAUCACAGAAAUUUACGAAGGAACGUCCGAGAUUCAGCGGCUCGUUAUUGCCGGUGCCGUCAUUAAGGAGCUAACGGCGUAGUGCGGAUUUAUGAGUAUAAUUAACCGAACGGGACUGCCAAUCAGUGUUGAUAUUUUUAUUGUCUUGAAUCUUUUGUUGUAGUAAUUCUUGCCGUUGUAAAUUGCGUAAAAAAAUAAAAUCAAAUUUGAUUCUAACAAGCAUUAA